Molecule: messenger RNA, 1605 nt
Organism: Entamoeba invadens IP1
Lineage: Eukaryota; Evosea; Mastigamoebida; Endamoebidae
Product: SPRY domain containing protein
Exons: 3
Molecular function (GO): protein binding
Source: RefSeq, a predicted model, not a curated record
GGAAAAGAAUGUAAUAAGCAUUUCCCCUCGAGAAUAGAGUUAAUUGCACAAUAUGAUGACACGUUCUUAAGACAACGCACAGCUAUUAAAUUAUUAAAGAAGUACUUACCAUCAACUGGUGAUAUCAAAAUCAUAGUGAAAGGAAAUAUGUUGCCAAAAACAAGAGAGGAGUUGGAUGAUUUUAAAGGUGUCGAUUAUUACUAUAACACACUCAAUGGCACUCAAUGCGACAAUAACACGGAAAACAUUGUUAUGGUCAAUUUUAAAGUUAAAGUUGUUGACUGCUUUGACUGUAAAAGGUUUGAGUCGUUAAUAGAAAAGACAUACGCCCCAGCUAUUGAAUUGUCUUCACAAAAUAAAGAGACUGCGGACGUGUUAAAAGAAGAGAAUUACACUAUUUGUGAAGUGCCUCAUUUUGUGGAAAAAGUGACUUUAAAAACGAUGAAUAUGAGUAACAAUAAACAGAUAGAGUUCCCGUUCAGAUAUGGAAUGGUGAAAACUUUGAGGAUCUUGUUUUCUUCAAUGAUCAACACGUCUGAUAAUUUUAAUUGUCUUACUAAGACUUCAUUUUUACAUUGUAACAGCAUAACAAUCACUAUGACAAACACCAAAGUGCUCAACAGUUGCAAUUUUGAUAAAUGUUGUAAUAUGAAAAUUAUUGCUACAAAUGCACAAGUGCAGUGCAUUGAUAUUAAAAACUCGUGUAAUAUCUUAAUCAAUGCUCAUAUUGAUAACAUUCAAACAGUGACAAUCCUGUCUUCCAAAAAAUGUACGUUUAAAUCUACAUCUUUUGUAAACACUUUCACAAGGAUUGAAAAUUGUUCAUUACUUCAUUUUAAUCGAGUUUUAGAAGAUGACACAACUGAUAUUUCACCUUUUGAAUUUUGUGGUGUUUCAGUUGACAAAUUUCACCUUUUAACUAACCUUGUAAUGGAGUACCCAUCCAAUUCGUUUAAUCAAAUGAUCGCAAUAAACAAUCCAGAGAAAUACAACUGGAUUAAUAAAAUGUACAGUGAAACAAAGCAAGUAAAGGUAAUGAAUGGAAUUGUUAAAAGUGUCCGACCAUUUAACUUUUUUGACCGUAUUUCUUACAUCACAUCAACCAAUUUUUGUAAUAAACCAAAUAAUAUUCACUUUGUUUAUACAAAGAAAGGAAAGGUGAAUAUCAUCACGUGUAAUAUAUAUUAUUACGAAGUGAUUAUAAAACACAAAUCUGAGAUGUCAAUCGGAAUUUUCGAUUCAAAUGAAUUAAUUUCAACAAGUAAUGAACAUAUUGGAUUCAUAGACAAUAGUAUAGGUUAUCACUCUUCGAGUGGAUGUAUACACAAUGGGUUAUAUACUCCAGUAACACAAGUUAUUCCCUAUGCUCAACAAGAUGAUCAAAAUGAAGUUAUUGGUUGUGGUUAUUAUCCCACAACCAAAGUCGUGUUUUUCACAUAUAAUGGUAAACUUGUGUAUCACCAAGUAUUUGAUAUUCCCAGUGUUAGCAGUGGUAUUUCGAUGUCUGUCUUCACCACAUUUCACAUCAAUUAUGGCGAGACUGAAUUCAAGUUUGACAUCUACUCGAGGUGGUCUGGGAAGCUCGACGCGUUCUUUACACCAUAA